GCACCGGCACCAGCUUCCGUCACCGGCACCGUCCUCGUCACCGGCCCCAGCCCCAUCACCGGCCCCGGCCCCAUCACCGGCCCCAUCGCCAUCGCCAUCGCUGUCCCCAUUACCAACCCCAUCACCAGCCCCAUCACCAUCUUCAUCCUCAUCACCAGCACCAUCACCAUCCUCAUCACUGUCCCCAUCUUCAUCCCCAUCACUGUCACCAUCCUCAUCCCCAUCACCGUCCCCAUCACCAUCCUCAUCACCGUCACCAUCUUCAUCCCCAUCACCAUCACCGUCCCCAUCACCAUCACCAUCUUCAUCCCCCCCACCCCCAUCACCGUCCCCAUCACCAUCACCAUCUUCAUCCCCAUCACCGUCCUCAUCACCAUCACCGUCCCCAUCACCAUCACCAUCUUCAUCCCCAUCACCGUCCUCAUCACCAUCACCGUCCCCAUCACCAUCACCAUCUUCAUCCCCAUCACCGUCCUCAUCACCAUCACCGUCCCCAUCACCAUCACCAUCUUCAUCCCCAUCACCGUCCUCAUCACCAUCCUCAUCACCAUCCCCAUCACCGUCCUCAACACCCCAUCCCCCAAAUCGUUCUUCCGUUCCUCCUUCGUCCCCGCAGGGACGCCGCAGAAAUACGACCCGACUUUCAAAGGUCCCAUCUACGACAGGGGCUGCACGGACGUUAUCUGCUGCGUCCUGCUGGUCAUCGCCAUCGUGGGCUACGUGGUGGUGGGCAUCGUGGCCUGGACCCACGGGGACCCCCGGAAGGUGAUCUACCCGACCGACAGUCGCGGGCAGUUCUGCGGGCAGCAGGGAACCCCCAACGAGAAGAAACCUUUCCUCUUUUACUUCGACAUCGUGAAGUGUGCCAGCCCGCUGGUGCUGCUGGAGUUUCAGUGCCCGACCACGCAGAUCUGCGUCAGCAAAUGCCCGGACCGGUACCUGACGUACCUGAACGCCUACAGCUCCCGCACGCCCGGCGAGCUGGAGUACUACCGGCACUUCUGCAUCCCCGAGUUCAAAAACCUGCAGAAGGCUCCCAUCAAGGUGCUGAAGGACAAGGAGUGCCCGGCCAUGAUUAUCCCCAGCACCCCACUGGCGCGGCGAUGCUUCCCGGCCAUCCGGGCCAAGAAGGGUGUCAUCAUGGUCGGCAACGAAACCACCUACGACGACGGCCACGGGCGCCGGAGGAACGUCACCGAGCUGCUGGAAGGGGCCAAAAAAGCAAACGUGGUCCUGGAAACCAGACAACUGGCCAUGAAGAUCUUUGAAGAUUACACGGUUUCCUGGUACUGGAUAAUAAUAGGCCUCGUGAUCGCGAUGGUGGCUAGCUUCAUCUUCAUCGUCCUGCUCCGCUUCCUGGCCGGGAUCAUGGUCUGGGUGAUGAUCGUGAUGGUGAUCCUGGUGCUGGGCUACGGAAUCUUCCACUGUUACAUGGAAUAUGCAAAACUGAAAGGGGAAGCGGGUUCUGACGUCUCCCUGAAGGACCUGGGAUUUCAGACAGACCUACGCGUCUACCUCCACCUGCGGCAGACGUGGCUGGCAUUCAUGAUCAUCCUGUGCAUCGUGGAGGUGGUGAUCAUACUGCUGCUCAUCUUCCUCCGCAAGAGGAUCCUCAUUGCCAUCGCGCUCAUCAAGGAGGCCAGCAGGGCUGUUGGUCACAUCAUGAUGUCGCUGCUGUUCCCAUUGUGCACCUUCUUCCUGCUGUGUCUCUGCAUCACCUACUGGGCCAGCACCGCCGUUUUCCUCUCCACCUCCAACGAGGCGGUCUAUAAGGUGUUUAACGAGACUGCGUGCCAGUUUUCCGGGCAGACCUGCAAACCGGAGACCUUCAACACGAGCAACGUCACCAAGCUGUGCCCCGACGCCCAGUGCCUCUUCGCGUUCUACGGGGGCGAGACGGCGUACCACAAGUACCUCAUCGUCCUCCAGUUCUUCAACGUCUUCAUGUUCUUCUGGCUCGCCAACUUCGUGAUCGCGCUGGGCCAGGUGACGCUGGCGGGGGCCUUCGCGUCAUACUACUGGGCCUUCAAGAAACCCGACGACAUGCCCGCCUUCCCCCUCUUCUCCGCCUUCGGCCGUGCGCUCCGGUACCACACCGGCUCGCUCGCCUUCGGCUCUCUGAUCCUCGCCAUCGUCCAAGUCAUCAGGGUCACUCUGGAGUAUCUGGACCACAGGUUAAAAGCUGCAGAUAAUAAGUUCGCCAAGUUCCUCCUGAGCUGCCUGAAGUGCUGCUUCUGGUGCCUGGAAAAAUUCAUCAAAUUCCUCAACAGAAACGCGUACAUCAUGAUCGCCGUCUACGGCACCAACUUCUGCACCUCCGCCAGGAACGCGUUCUUCCUGCUGAUGAGGAACAUCAUUAGGGUGGCCGUUUUAGAUAAAGUCACGGAUUUCCUUUUCUUCCUCGGAAAACUCCUCAUCGUGGGAAGCGUCGGAAUCCUUGCCUUCUUUUUCUUCACCCAGCGGAUAAAGCUGGUCCAAGACACAGCGCCGCCCCUGAAUUACUACUGGGUCCCUAUUCUGACGGUGAUCGUGGGCUCCUACCUCAUCGCCCACGGGUUCUUCAGCGUGUACGGCAUGUGCGUGGACACCCUCUUCCUCUGCUUCUGUGAAGAUCUGGAGAGGAACGAUGGAUCUCCCGAGCGGCCUUACUACAUGUCCCCCGAGCUGAGUGAGAUCCUGCUGAAGGGGAACCUAGAGCCUUCCAAAAGCGCCGAUAGCCAAGGCUAGGGGCUGGCCCCGGGAGGAAGGCUGCGUGCCCGGGGGGGGUGCGCAGGACGCUCUCGGCCCCCCCAACCCAAGCAGCGUUCUCCUAAGCCCGCGCGUGGCAGCCACCGUGCAAAUCUUUCCCCUGGAUGUCCUUCAGAGCCUUGAGGGGUAGAGGGGGUGCCGAUUCCUCAGUGCCCGGUGCUGUAUCAAAUCUACCUUCCUGCCCAAUAAUGAAUAUUCUUGUAUCGAGAGAACGAACCUAGAGUGUCACCUAGAGCUAAUCUGGGGUCCCACGUGUCCGGUAGCGCCCGGCGAGGAGCGCUCCGCUCCCGGCGAGUGGCUGGGAACCGGCUGGACGCGCACAGGUGCCGCUAUCUAGUUGUGUUUCGCGUUGAAGCGGAGAUGUUUUGUUCCUAACCGCCGGCUGUGAAAAGGAUGGGAGAGCUGCUCUGCUCGCAGGAGGUCUCUCGUGUUGCAGGACGGUGGUUUGUGGGAUGGGCUGAGUGGGUUCGACAGCCUGAAAACUGGUCUCUCCGCGCUUUCCUCUUUGUUCUGCCCCCAGCAAAGAGCGGCGAGCCUCUUUCCUCGCCCACUCUUUCUAUGCAAAACCGGGUUGGCGCACUCAGAAAGAUUUCUUUGUGAGAUUGCAGAUCUUUUGCUUUUAAGUCUGUUCCAUCAGCAGCGCCUUCGUCACAAAGCAGAGCUCGCCCUUUUCGCAGCCAAAAACUUGGGUGUCUUCGUGCCGUCAGUUUAGGGAAGCUGAAAAGAGCCGUUGCUGGUUGCAAGCCGUUAAAACGCAGAGGGCUUUUACUCGCAGCAUCCCUCGUUUAAAAUGGUUUCUCUUGCUGGUUGCACAGAGGUUUUAAUCGCUGCGGGGAGGUGGUGGCUCGUCCUGGGAGCUGCCUGAUGGGCUCUGCUUUUUCCCCCCCCCGAGGUGGUUGAGUUGACGGUUUGGCUCCUGUCCGGGCUCCUACGGGGCGGAGGAGCUGGAGCUGUAACGACUUUCCACGCUAACGCAGACCGUAGGUGGAGACGCUCGCCAAGGGCGUACAGACCCGCAGGCUGGGGUGGUUGUAGGAAGGAAGACAGAGCCUGCGUGGAAAGCGAGUUCCCCAGCCGGCUCCGGCAACUCUGAAUUGCCGAGGGUCCGUCAAGGGAAGGCGAUGUCCGGAGGAGAGGUGUGAGCAUCCCUGAUGGGCUUGGAAGCCUGGACUUCCAUGGGCUUCCAACCCUGGAAGGCUACGGGGAAGGAGUGCGUUGCGCUGGCGGGUGUUACACCGGGGACGUAUUGCGGCAUCUCUACGGCUAGAAAAAUCAGACCAAGUUUGACUGGGAGGCAGCUGGUGAGGCUUACAGCCCCUAGAGAAAUGGCAGCCAGGCGCAGGCUGGAGCCUCACCUUGUUUUCUCCUCUUGACAGUCCAGAAAUGAUUUUAAAAAAAGAAAAGAUUUAAAAAAAAAAGGGAAGAUUUAAAAUGCCAUUCUGGCAGCCCGCAGCCUGGGUAGUUGCGGCCAGAUCUCCUAUUACAAAUCUUCACACAGAGAGAGAGCCCUGCCUUUUGAGUCGCGCCCUCUCAGGACAAAGCCGUAGUGUUAAUGCUCGUAUUUUCAUCACAGGAAUACUGAAGUCCCUCUCAAAAUAUCCCAAGGCGCUUUCACUCGACUCUGAAGCUGGUGCUCUGCGGGUUUGUUUGGUUUGGGUUUUUUGGGUUUUUUUUUUUUUGGUGGCUGCGAUUUUCCUACCACUUCGUGUUGGCGCAGCUGCUUUGCUUUGAACGGCGAGAGGCCGAGCGGCGUGUUCGGUGCUGGGAAUGCACCUAAUGAUUAUGCAUGCAUGGCGUGUUGGCAAGGGCGUCGCGCACCCGGCGAGCAGCGCCAAGCGAAUACCGAGCGAAAUUGCUUUGCGCUCGCAUCAUGAGCCGUUUCGGCUGCACAAAGAGCAGGGAGAGCCGCGCUGCCCGGCUCCUUAGAGGAGGGGAACCGCGCUCCCAGCCGGCAGAGCCUCGAGGUCGCGGAGGAGGCCUCUCUUCCUACAGCACAGUUAAACUUUCCCCCCGCCUCCCUGAAAAA
Messenger RNA from Aptenodytes forsteri (emperor penguin), 4774 nucleotides. RefSeq names its product solute carrier family 44 member 2 (gene SLC44A2). Gene Ontology annotation, biological process: transmembrane transport; choline transport. Gene Ontology annotation, cellular component: membrane. The annotation marks the transcript as partial. The record is from RefSeq and is a predicted model, not a curated record. The transcript is spliced from 22 exons. Lineage: Eukaryota; Metazoa; Chordata; Aves; Sphenisciformes; Spheniscidae. Gene Ontology annotation, molecular function: choline transmembrane transporter activity.